Messenger RNA from Engraulis encrasicolus (European anchovy), 549 nucleotides. Its product is annotated as THAP domain-containing protein 3-like. The transcript is spliced from 5 exons. Gene Ontology annotation, molecular function: sequence-specific DNA binding. The coding region runs from base 1 to 483 and encodes 160 amino acids. NCBI's taxonomy places the organism in Eukaryota, Metazoa, Chordata, Actinopteri, Clupeiformes, Engraulidae. The record is from RefSeq and is a predicted model, not a curated record.
AUGGUUGCUCGCAUCUGCUCGUUAAAGACACGUCGAGGGGUACACUUCAGGACCAGCCGUACACUCGGCUACACACCCAGCUGUAAUGGAGCCUCACUGUUGUGUGCCCAAAUCUCAAAGAGAAAAAAAAAUCCUACUGUGGACACUGGACAGACUUUCCACCGUUUCCUCAAAGGGCAGGCACUUCGGCGUGAAUGGAUAAAUCACAUCCAGAGGGAAUCUGGUCCAUAUUUCAAGAUCAACGCUGAGACCAAUGUUUGCUCUGAACACUUUGAGAAGCAGUGCUUUGUGAAGACCGCCUGUGGAAUCACAAAGCUUAUAAAGCAUGCUGUGCCAACCUUGUUCGUCUGGACUUCAGAGAGGCCAAAGAUGAGAAUCAUCAUUCGUAGACCGAGUAUGGAUUCCAUGGAGGUGGAUGAAAACCAGCCUGAUGAGAGAAGGGAUGCCUUGAGCAGAGGUACCUCCUCCACACCCGUACCAUGAUUAUGCUGUUCCACCACCAGAGGCCAGAGACACCAGAGGAACAACUUGAGGCGGCUCGCAAGCACA